CCUGCAAUUCGAUCUGCAGGAAGAAUUGCAUGAAUAAAUGUUAGAUUUGGAGCUCUGAUUUUCUAACUGUUGCUGCCACUGUGGUGGGUGCUUACUUUCUGUGUCAUUCUCUCAUCUUCCAAAUUCCCCUCUUCGCCUUUGAACUUGGCAUCCUUUCCCUUUUCACCGAGAGCUUGAUGCAAUAUAUGAGAUCUAGAUAUUGAAUCUUCGUUGUUGGUGCUUGGAUUGAACGUGGUAUUAGGGGCGUCGAGGUGGGUUUUCAUCUACUAUCAGCAAUGGACAAGUCAAGUGCUUUGGAGUAUAUCAAUCAGAUGUUUCCCAAUGAGGCAUCUCUAUCCGGUGUUGAGCCACUUAUGCAAAAGAUACAGAAUGAGAUUCGCACUGUUGAUGCUGGAAUUUUAGCAGCUGUUCGCCAACAGAGCAAUUCAAGGACUAAAGCCAAAGAAGAUCUUGCUGCUGCUACAACUGCCGUGGAGGAACUAAUGUAUAAGAUCCGAGAAAUAAAAACUAAAGCUGUACAAAGUGAAACCAUGGUUCAAGAAAUAUGCCGUGACAUUAAGAAACUGGAUUUUGCCAAGAAGCACAUAACCACAACAAUCACUGCUCUUCACCGUCUUACCAUGCUUGUCUCUGCUGUUGAACAGCUUCAGGUCAUGGCUUCAAAACGUCAAUAUAAAGAGGCAGCUGCACAGCUGGAGGCUGUGAACCAAUUAUGUAGUCACUUUGAAGCCUAUAGAGAUAUUCAUAAGAUCAUUGAACUCAGGGAGAAAUUUAAGAGCAUAAAGCAAAUUCUCAAGUCACAUGUAUUUUCUGAUUUCUCAAGCUUAGGUACUGGAAAGGAGACAGAAGAAACUAAUUUGCUCCAGCAGUUGUCUGAUGCCUGCUUAGUGGUUGAUGCGCUAGAGCCCUCUGUUAGGGAAGAAUUGGUAAAUAAUUUCUGCAGCCGGGAGCUUACAUCGUAUGAACAAAUUUUUGAAGGAGCUGAAUUAGCAAAGUUAGAUAAAACGGAGCGAAGAUAUGCAUGGAUUAAACGACGAAUGAGAUCAAAUGAAGACAUCUGGAAAAUUUUUCCUUCUUCAUGGCAUGUUUCUUAUCGGCUUUGUAUCUUGUUCUGCAAGAAGACCAGGUAUGAUAUCUUUGACAUUCUUUCUAAUCUGAAAGAAAAGCCAGAUGUGGGGACCUUGUUGCUGGCAUUACAGCGAACUUUAGAGUUUGAGGAUGAGCUCGCUGAGAAAUUUGGGGCAGGCACACAAAGCAGGGAGAUCGGGAAUGAGAUUGAAGAAAUUGGAAGAGGGGGUAAUUCUAGCAGUAGUGCUUCAGAUAUCCGGAAGAAGUAUGAAAGGAAGCUUGCUGCACAUCAAGGAAGUGGCAAUGAGGUAGGUAUUCUAGAUGUUGAAGAUGCAAAUAAAGAUUUGGCAGUGCCUGGAGCUGGGUUCAACUUCCGUGGAAUCAUUUCAUCUUGCUUUGAACCUCACUUGACGGUAUAUGUAGAAUUGGAAGAGAAGACGCUGAUGGAAAAUCUGGAGAAGCUUGUUCAGGAAGAGACAUGGGAUACUGAGGAGGGAAGCCAGAAUAAUGUUUUAUCCAGUAGCAUGCAGUUGUUUCUUAUCAUCAUCAAGAGGAGCUUGAAGAGAUGCAGCGCUUUAACAAAGAACCAGACACUAUAUAAUUUGUUCAAGGUUUUCUCAAGAAUUCUUAAAGCAUAUGCUACAAAACUCUUUACAAGACCCAAGGGGGGCACAGGAAUUGUUGCCGCUGCCACAGGCAUGGAUGGACAGAUAAG
Molecule: messenger RNA, 1783 nt
Organism: Neltuma alba
Lineage: Eukaryota; Viridiplantae; Streptophyta; Magnoliopsida; Fabales; Fabaceae
Product: vacuolar protein sorting-associated protein 53 A-like
Exons: 15
Biological process (GO): retrograde transport, endosome to Golgi
Cellular component (GO): GARP complex
Source: RefSeq, a predicted model, not a curated record